Messenger RNA from Dictyostelium discoideum AX4, 4521 nucleotides. RefSeq lists its product as hypothetical. Bases 1 to 4521 code for a protein of 1506 amino acids. The transcript is spliced from 4 exons. NCBI's taxonomy places the organism in Eukaryota, Evosea, Eumycetozoa, Dictyosteliales, Dictyosteliaceae. The record is from RefSeq and is a predicted model, not a curated record.
AUGAUAGAGAAAAGAUCAUUUUAUUUCUUUUUAUUUUUAUUUAUUUCAUUUUUAAUUUUUAACACUAAUGCAUUAGUUUUGUCUCAAAGUGAAAAAAAUUGUUUAUUAUCACUUAAUGGAAAAAUUGGGAACACAAAUCCAAAUAAUAAUGAUGGAGAUCUUUGUUCUGAAAUUCCUAAUAUAAAAUGUAUUGGCGAAAAUGUUGUUGAAUUAUCCUUUACUCAAAUUAAUACAGAAGUUAUAAAUGCAUUAGAUUUUAAUUGUUUUUCAAGUUUAUCAAAAGUAACAUUAAAUAACUUUUUCCUUGCAGAGGAUUUCUUAACAAAUAAUCCCUUUCAAAUCAAUAAUGUAUCACUAAGUUUAAUUGGUUCGACUAGUGGUUUUAAAAUUGAUAAAAUAAUUUCAUCAAAAAUUAGUUAUUUAGAUAUAAACCUAAUAACAGAGGACUCAAUUUUAUUGAGUUAUUUUAUCAAUGUCAAAAUAUUAAAUAUUAAGGGUGCAACUGGUCAAAUAAAUUUUGGAACAGAAACUUCAGAUAAUGAAGAAAUUUAUUUAGUUGGUAAUAGUAUUGCUAUUUCAUCACCAUCAAGAAUUGGUCUUUCAAAUUAUUCAAAAUUAAAAAUAUUAAAUAUUGAAACAUCAACAGAUUUUAAAAUUAAUGAUGGAAAUUUUCAAUUUAUUAAUGCACCUAGUUCACUUUAUAAUUUUAAAUUAAAAGGGUCAACAUUUACAAAUUUGGUUUCAGCAUUUUCAGUUUUAAAUAAAGUUAGUUCGAUUGGAAUUUCAAAUAAUUUAAUUUCAACUACUUUACCAACAACUCAUCAAUUAACAAUUUCUCCAUCAUUAAAUGUUGAUUUAUCAAAUAAUCAAUUAACUGGUACAAUUUCUCAAGAUUAUUGUUCAAUUUCAAAAAUUAAUUUUUCAUCAAAUAAAUUAACAGGAAAUAUUCCAAAUUGUUUUACAUGUUUUAUGGAUAGUGCAAUGAUUUUAAAUUUUAAUGGUAAUAGUUUUACAGGUUUAAAAGAAGUAACAACCUAUUGUAAUGAAAUUAUACCAAAAUUAAGAUAUGUAAAAGAGAGUAAUAAAAUUUAUUUAGAAGGAACAAAUUUAGGAUUUAAUGAAAAUAUAGUUUCUAAUCCAGUAUUAACUUGGAAGAUGCAAACCCCAUCAAGUGUAUUUGUUGCAGAUACUAUUAAUAGCUACACAGAUUCACAAUUAUUUACAGUGAAUUUUCCAAUUGCAAAAGCUUCAUUUACAAUUAGAUUAGUAGAAGCAACACCAGUCGUUACAAGUAUUAUUGUAUCUGCAAGUAAAGUAUUAACAAUCCAAGGUAGUGAUUUUUCAAAUCAUUUAAGUUUAACAAAUGUAAAAUUAAAAAAAAAAGGUGCAACCACUGAUAUAACAUGUACAAUCAAUUCUUCAAGUUUUAAUAAAAUUGAAUGUACUUGUAGUUCAUUAGUAUUUAGUUCAACCGAUAUUUAUACAUUGACUAUAAUAACAUCUAAUCAACUCUCAAAGGAAAUUACAACAAAAUUUUCAGGUGCAACAACUAUUUCAAGUUUACCAUGUACAAAUAAUUGUUUCUCAAGAGGUACAUGUUUAUUUGAUGGAACAUGUGAUUGUAAUGCUAAUUCCACCACAAAUAGUGAUUGUAGUGAAUGUAUUUUUAAUCAUUAUGGACCAACUUGUAGUUUAACAUGUCCAAUUGGUACCAAUGGUAAAAUAUGUAGUGGUUAUACAUGUUUUACAAACAAUGUAACAUGUUCAUGUAUUGAAGAUCAAGCCAAUGGUAAUGCAUGUCAAAAUAAAGUUUGUCCUAGUGGUUGUAGUGGUCAUGGUACUUGUGAUUCUUUAACAGGUGUUUGUUCUUGUUCAAAUGGUUUUUAUGGUACCGAUUGCUCUAAAAAAUCUUGUCCUAUUGCUCCUAAUGGAUAUGGAUGCAGUGGUAAUGUCAAUGGAAAAUGUAAUGAUGAUGGUACAUGUACUUGUAAUUCACCAUACUUUGGAAAAGAUUGUUCAUCUAUUCCAUGUCCAGUAUCAAAUCAAAAGGAAUGCGGUGGUAAUGGUGCUUGUACAUACUCAAAUGGUACAUGUAAAUGUAACCCUGAUUUCUAUGAAGCUGAUUGUUCAAAAAAACAUUGUCCUGUUGGUCCAAAUAAAUAUGAAUGUAGUGGUUAUUUAAAUGGAAUAUGUAAAGAUAAUGGUGCAUGUACUUGUAUCUCACCCUACUAUGGAACCAAUUGUAGUCUUUCCCCAUGUCCAAAUUCAUGUAGUGGAAAUGGUAAUUGUAAUGGUGAAACUGGUAAAUGUACUUGUGCUCAUAAUUUCUAUGAAGCAGAUUGCUCAAAGAAACAUUGCCCUACUGGUACCAAUGAAUUAGAAUGUAGUGGUAAUGUAAAUGGAAUAUGUAAUAACAAUGGUACAUGUACUUGUAAACCACCCUAUUUCGGAAAUAAUUGUGGCUCUAUACCAUGUCCAACUUCAAACACUCUAUCAUGUAGUGGUAAUGGUAAUUGUAAUAAUGUAACUGGUGUAUGUAGUUGUAACAAAGAUUUCUAUCAAUCCGAUUGCUCAAAGAAACAUUGCCCCGUUGGUGCCAAUGGAUUUGAAUGUAGUGGUUAUUUAAAUGGAAUAUGUAAUGACAAUGGUGAAUGUUCUUGUAUUCCACCCUAUUAUGAAAAAGAUUGUGGAUAUAUACUUUGUCCAAUUUCCAACUCUCUAUCAUGUGGUGGUAAUGGUAAUUGUAAUAAUUUAACUGGUGUAUGUAGUUGUAACACUGAUUACUACGAAUCAGAUUGUUCAAAAAAACGUUGUCCCACUGGUUCAAAUGGAUUUGAAUGUAGUGGUAAUACCAAUGGAAGAUGUGAUUCUGAAAGUGGUGAAUGUGAAUGUAAUUCUGAUCGUCAAGGUAUCGAUUGUGGUACUGGUUUUCGUCAAUGCCCAAUCUAUCAAGAUCAAUUAUGUAAUGGUAAAUCAUGUAAUAAUCAAACGGGUAUAUGUUCAUGUGAUCCAGGUGUGACGUUACCAGAUUGUAGUGGUGUUGCUUGUCCAUCAACUUGUUCCAAUGGUGCAUAUUGUGAUAUUUCAAUUGGUCAUUGUAAAUGUGGACCCAGUUGGACUGGUAGUGAUUGUAAUGUACCACUUCAUUAUAUUACCUCAAUUGAACCAUGUUCUACCAAAGGCGGUAAAGUUACAUUCUAUGGUUGGUUUGGUGAUAUUCACAAUUUAAUUUCAAUUAGUAUUGGUGGUACAAGAUGUACUAAUAUUGUAGAAACCAAUCAAACGAUUACAUGUGAAAUUGGAGCUGGUACAGGUUUAAAAGAUGUUCUUUUACUUCAAAAUGGUGUUAGUGUUUUAUCAAAGAAUUCAUUUAGAUAUUUAAAUACUGAAGAAUCAAUAUCAUGUUUAAAUGAUUGUUCUGAUAAUGGUGAAUGCUCAACAACUUAUGGUAUUUGUAAAUGUAAAAUUGAAAAAAUUGGAUUUGAUUGUUCAGCUAGAAAACCUCAAGAUUUAAUAACUCCAUCACCAACUCCAUCAAUAUCUUCUUCUUCAUCAUCCUCUGAUAAUUCAACUUUAGAAAUUGUACCAAUUUCAAUAACAAAUAUUGAUUUCAAAAAUGGAGAAAUUUUAAUAUCAAAUGAAGAUACUUCAUUUACAAUUUUAUUAGAUUCAUUGGUUGAAUUAGAUUAUAAUGGUGAUGUAGUUAAAACUACAAUACUUAGAAAUAAAUGGAUUGGUUCUCAAGAUCCUAAUACUGAAAAAUAUAGUUUCUCACAAUCAGUUUCUACUUUUAAUGGAAUAUCAGGUAAAAUUCAAUUCGAUGUAGAAGUUGUAAAAGAUGAUAUUAAACAAUAUCAAUUUGCAGGUUUAAAUUUACCACUCGAUAAAGAUGGUAUUGAAAUCGUUGUAAAUAUUACAAAUUAUCAAUUCCUAAGUGGAUUAAAUACUUUACAAUUGCGUUUCAAUUCAUUUGCCAAUGAAAUUGUUAUUAAAGAUAGUGAUGACGAUGAUGAAGAUUCCGAUAGUUCAACAAUAAAUUAUGAUAAUGGAUGUAAUGAAAGAGAAGCUGAAAUUGAUACAAAAAAUAUUGACCCUUCAAAAACUUUAAACUAUAUUUCAAUUAAAAAGAAUUCAAAGGUACUCUUUGGUAGAUUCAUUAAUAUUGCCAUCUCUGAUUCAAGACAAACUUUUAUUACAAGUGAAAUUAUUGAAGAAAAUACAAAUUCUUCAGCUAUUACAAUUGGUAUUAAUUUACCUCAUUGUGUUGAUUCAUGUUUUAUAGAUCCUCAAUUCACACUCUCACCAGAUUAUUCAACUUAUAAAUUCUCAUGUGUCGUUAUAAUUGUACCUCCUUCCAGAGUUUGGAUAAUUGUAAUUGUUGUGGUUAUACCUACCAUUAUUGCUUCGGUUGCUCUUUAUUUUGGUAUUAGAUAUUAUAAAAAAAAUAGAUAUUCAAUUAGACUAUAUACUAUGAAAAAAUCAAGUGCUAUUAAAAAGAAAAUUACAUUAAAAAAAAGUUAA